Knipowitschia caucasica is the source of this 1536-nucleotide messenger RNA. The record is from the annotation of a GenBank genome assembly. NCBI's taxonomy places the organism in Eukaryota, Metazoa, Chordata, Actinopteri, Gobiiformes, Gobiidae.
AUGCCCUCUCUCAUCUCGUACACCCUGCGCCACAGUUGGCUCACUAUCCUAUCACGUCAAGUCCAACACUCGCUCAUACCGUCCAACAGCCUCAGGUCACCAUCAGUAAGUCAUUCACCUCGUCAGCUGACUCUCACACUCAACACUUCCCAGCUUUUCCAGUCCAGCGCCAUCAGUCCUUCCAACCAGUUCCGUCCCCACUGUCAAGUCCUUACCACAUACACGUCCAUCCUACAACACGUCCCGUCCUCACACAACUCACUCACUCGUCUACCAACUCAUGGGUCACCUCCACUGCUCAUGCCUACACAGUCUCACGUCAGCCUCCCACUAUACCGUCCAACAUCAUCCUCGCGUACCUCACAAGUCCUACAUCCUAACAGUCUCUCUCUCAACCGAGUCAGCCUCCAAACCUGUCCUCCUCGCUACAUUCUCGCUCCUCGCCUCCAAACCGUCUCGCGCUACACCACUGUCCCUCAUCAGUCCAGCCGCGCUCUCACACACGCGUCACUCGUCCCAUCACACACAUGCGUAAGCCGCCUCAUCCUCCUGCGCUACGUCAUUGUCUCAUCGACCAACACACAUCUACUCGUCUCGCUCACAUACACUCGUACACUAAUCACCCGUCCUCGAGUCCCGUCCUCGUACAGGCCACAUCAAUCGUUACGUGUCGACAGCGCACACAGCUCCUCUAUACCAGCUACUCUCGACCAGCCACAUUUCGCACUACGCUCUCCUAUCCAUACGCGCUCAGUCCCCCCAACCAGUACUCUACAACACUCGCAGGCGCCUUCAACAGUAGCCGCCGCCUUCUCCUCGAGUCAGGACCAUAAAUACAGUACACAGUCACCUACUGUCCUAUGUCCCCACUCACAGCUCAAUCCGACAGCUCACAUCACGUCAGCUCGACAGUAUAGUCCGACACGCGAACGUCCCAUCGCAGGCACAGCGAGUGUAACCUCUGGUAAGCUACACUCCCUCGUCCCACGCUCUUCAACAUACGUCAGCGCACACACUACAGAUCAACGGCACUCCCCAUCUGUUCACCCAGCGCCAUCAUCAGUCCGCCGCUACACUCAGUCUCAGUCCAAGUUCCAGAGUACACAACAGUCGUUCACACACAACCAGUCAGUACAAAAGCUCAAACACCACCGUCAGCUCACCCAUAACAGUGUCAAGCUCCUACACAUCACCGUCACAUCCUACACCUACACGUCAGCUUCCCAUCCUCACUCGCUCACUCACAGCGUCAUCGCUCACCACCUACACCCCUCGUCCACGCUAACUACUGCACAGGCUCAUCCAGCGCACAGUCCUCACACCAGUCAGUCCAUCCAGGCACCUCGCGCUUCCAAUACUUCCAGUCCCAUCACUCGUGCACAAUGUCAAAUCGCCGCUUGUUCCACUCUCUCUACCUGUCACAGGCACACGCUAAUCAGCUCGUCCUUACAGUCACUAAGCGCACCCCCAUACAAGGCGACGCUCACCAAACUGCGCUACGCCUACUCAGCAGUCCAAACAAUGCGCAGCUCAUAA